AACUUUCCACCAAUCUGCUCACAGACACACACACUGGUAAAAGCGAGAUAUCGUCUGCCCCGGUCUGCACACUUUUGCACCUGAAAGCGUAACCCAACACGCAUGCGCGAACUUGUCUGUGUGUUUGCUCCGUUCAUUACUCGGGUUUGUUAUAUGAGUUCAUCCAUCGGGCGAGUGCUCAAGAGUGAAUGGGGGAGAAAGGACGCAGUCGUGUUUCGAAGCUUGCAUGGAGCAGUCGUUGCGUGUGCGACUGUAGUUAUCUGUGAUUUUUUUUAAAGGAAAAUAGCAAAUCCAGGAUUGUGGAAAUAAUGAUUGCAGCCUUCCGCUUGGAACUUAUUUCUUGGAGCUAAUACAUUACCCUUAUCCUUUGAAACAAAUUAGAUUACACUGUCAUAUCCUCUAUCACCAUGCAGUACAUGACGUCAUCAAUGAGCCCUGUGCUCCUGAGUGUCUUUCUUAUCCUAUGCCAAGUACUUGAUCCCACCGCUGCCAUCGGUUGUAUCCGACCACCGUCCUGUGAUACAGAUGAGGAAGCAGGCUUUGCCAGUAUGCUCUGCGGUCAAAGACGUCUGAACUGCAUUCCUCAGGAACAGCACCACGCGCGCUUCCUGGACAUGCAUGGCAACAGGUUAACCAACCUGCUCCAAGAUGCCUUCCGACAGUUCUACAACCUUGAGAGACUCGACCUGAGCUCCAACGAGAUUGCCUCCAUCACUCCUGGGGCAUUCUCCGGACUGCACAACCUCACUAGCUUGAUCCUGAAAGGGAACAGGAUCCAGAGCCUCAGCGCCAGUACUUUCUCGGGUGCAACCAAGUUGGAGACCCUUGAUCUGUCCAGGAAUAACAUAUCCACGAUCACUGUUGGAGCUUUUAACGGCCUGAGCCAACUCAGGACGCUCUAUUUGAACGAGAACCAGUUAGAUUGGCUAAGACCUGGUAUGCUUCAAGGUCUACCUAGGCUCGCCCUUCUAUCUUUCCACAGCAAUGGUAUGCGUACCAUUGAUGCAGCUGCCUUCCGAGGACUUACGCACCUUCGUGCUCUUCAACUAAACAACAAUAACAUCGCCACAAUGGACAAUGUCUUCAACUCCUUGCCAUCACUGUCAACGCUGUGGAUUGGUGAAAACCCAUGGGAGUGUGACUGUCGAAUGGAGUUCCUCAGGAGGCUGUUGGUGCCCAGGCACACCGGUGCUGCGGGUGUCCUGGAUGUACGACACCCUGUGAUCUGCACAGGUCCAAGUCUCAUGAGGGGACUUGAUAUGAGAUACGUCAACGAUCCUCUUCAAUGUACCAGACCAAUUUUCAAAAGGGAAAAGUUCGAGUAUCUUAUUGCGAGAGGACAGGAUGUCUCGAUGACAUGCGACGCCUCGGGCAUCCCUUCCCCAGCCUUGUCGUGGGUAAGCCCUAGGGGUGAACCCAUCCCCUCGAUCACAGUGGGUACAGCCAACAUGAACUACGCCCACGCACCCCGCAUCAGUGUCCGCAGCGACGGAUCCCUCAACAUCCGACACGCCCAACCCAAUGACGCUGGAAACUACACCUGCUUGGCGCAGAACCCUGGCGGUCAAGCCAUGGCCGAGAUCCGGGUGACCGUCGUCAAUGAAAUCCCGAAGCCAACUGUUCAUGCGCCAGGGAAAACAACCCCUGAUAUGUGGCCGAGGAAACCGACUGGUGGCAAUGAACCGGAAGGAGGUUGGCCAAACCAGGAGCGUCCACCUAUCGCGUGUAUACCUGAAAGAUCCCGCGCGUGCGAUUCUGCAACAGGUGUUGUCGUAACGGCCAUCGUGACAUUUCUCACUACCCUGAUCACGUGCGUGGUUGUCUUUUACCUCUGGUAUCGAAAGCAAACAGCCAAGAUCCACUUUGCCUCGGCGCCACUCCCGAACACGCUGAAAACUCCGAAGAAUCAGUCAUCGAUGAAACCGACACUUCAACGUUUUAUCAACGCCAUCUCCAACCCCGCGCACCUGUACGCCAAGCCCAAGCCAACGAAAAACCAGCGCCAGGGCGGAUUCAGCUUUCACAAAGCCAGCAACAAAGUGGACGACGCGAGCAGACACAUUAUAGCCCCGCUGACAGAAAAGCCAUCCAUUCUCAGUCAAGGCAUGCCCGAAAUGGAUGCGCCCACGCCACCGCCCAUGACCGGAAUGAACCGGUCACACCCGAAGCAAACCGAUCAGAAGAGGUUAAGUGUCCCGAGAGAACUGCUCCGAAACAGCGCCACGAUAUCUCGUUCUUCACACCUAUAUGAGAACGCAACAGCUUUAAAUGACGAUCCUAAUUACACAGCACUUGAUCCCAUGACAAGAUGUAUAGUCAACGACACCUAUGUGUCCUAGAUAAGUCAAAACAAGAAGUAUGAAGAACUUUUAUUUAUGAAGAACACUGUAACUGAUUAUUAAAAUCGUGAAAGGACAUGUCUUAAACUGUCACGAUUGAAAGGAAAUAGAACAAAACUAAGUUAUUUUGACAACAGUGACAAAAAACGACAUGUGCCCAGUUCAAAUAUAUAUUUUGAGGUCUAAAAACUAGUUUUUGAGCAAGAGACGUUGUGACAACUGCGACACGCUUUGAAAUGUUCAUCGCGAGAAAUUAACGAAUAUGACUCGGAGAGCCAGUAAGUGAUUUGUAAUUUGAAUGUCAGAAAGCUACUCUGUGACAGUGAAAGAGAGAGACAUGGUUUUCCUACAAAUUAAUUGAUUACCACAAUACAGAAUACAAGCAAGUGUAUACAAAAGCAUAUAAUACAAAUGCCUAAAUAAAAUGAGCUCCUUGCGUAAAAACAAACAAAGAGAUAAGAGGUUUGGAAACCUGGUCUUCUGAGGGUUCGUUGGAUCAUGGACCUGUAGGUCCAUGGUUGGAUCAACUAAUCAUGCUAAUGACUCUUUUAACAGCAUGGAUGACAUGGAUGGUGCGUGAUAUAUAAAACAAGCUUGUAUUUGCACGGGAUGUUAAUGGCUUUAAGAACUCGAUGUUAAGGGAAGGGCCCCUUCAUGAAGAGGUUGUCACGUUCACCUGGGCGUCUUCGGAAGCGAAUGCCGACAUAGUGAGGCUAUGGCAAGUCUUCUUUUUUUUCUUAACCCCAUUUCUUAAUAUAAACUAUUGCCUUAUGUUAACAAUACAAAUGAUUCUCCUUGAAAUUAUGUGUUGUUUGCAAAAUGAACUUAAAAAAUGGAAUGCUUGAUGAUUAUGAAAUGAAAUUAAAGGGGAAAAGGUUUGCCAUAGUGAGGCAACAUACGCUAUUUAAAACCAGGUACCUCACACUUCGAUCCCUGCUAAAACGUACAGGGCCCAUAACAAGGGAUAGCGAUUGAUCGUAUGCUUGAUUUUCAUGAUUGAUUGUACAUUGUGGUCAAUGCAAUCAUAUCAUAAAGAUAUUCUUCUACAAUGAUUGCUAAACUUCGUGUUACGGGCCUCAGGGAGGAUAUCAUCUUUUCCUAUGAACCCAAUCACGACAGGUGUAAAACUUUCAUUAUCACCCUCAUUUCUCUAAUGAGUUCCAGCAUGAACCACCUGGACCUGUAACCUAAAGCUUAGGGAUUGACCAUGGGGUUAACUUCUAAGAUUGAUUGCAUUGGUUAUCGUGUAUGAUCGAUCGUAAAACUCAGCCCAACGAUCAAUCACUUAGCUUUUUGUUAAAGGUUCCCGGUCACUCUGUGCAAAAUAUCGCAUGGUAAAUGUCCUCACCCCCUUCUCUCCUUCUUCAUUUCUUCAUCCUCUUCCUCUUCUUUUUUUAAUCACAAGAUUUUUAUUUUAGGGUUAACAACCCCUCUAUGGCUUCAGACCAUGCUUUUAGAAUCAUGAGCCUCAUGCAAAGCUGGCAAAUGAAUGAAUUCCGGUCCUCUAUAUCCGCUCUUGGGUUGGUUCUCAUCCAGCCGUAACCAAACAUGCCUGGAUGAAUAGAGGGAGUAGCAUGCUCUCUUGGUAGGGACGUAAUACUUCGGUUAAAAGCAUCCGGACCCUCUAUUUAUGUCCAUGCUUGAGAGCGGUUUAAUGUACACCAGCAAAGACAGUAGAUGAGUUAGUCUUGAUAGGUCCGAGAAUGAAUAUCACAUACGAAUGUAGAACAAUCCCGACCACUUUAUCUUGAUUGAAAUAAUUUAUGUUCUCAAAUGCUCUUGGUAUAAACUGGUCAAGACAUUCUGUUGGGUCUUGAUCAAGAUAUCCCGUUAGAUCUGAUGAUAUGAGCUGUUUAAGAUAUCUGUCAGGUCAUAGUUCAAAGUAUUCUUUUCCAGACAAAUCAUCGUCAAAACACUUUGUUGUGGUAUAGCUUGAUUAUGUCUCGAAAAACUCUCGAUCAAUCGAAACGAAAGGUGAAGAGUGGGUAGGAACGUUUGAAAUAUUAUCAAAGAUUUUGGGGAACUGCAAGUUCACUAAGUGGCAGUGAUGAGUUUCAGUUGCAAUUCAUGGUUAUGACUAUAGUUUGUAAUCAGUAGUUACCAAAAUGUGCAUUUCUUCUCACAAAUUUGAAAAAGAACCAACUACUAAUUUUCUAUUAUAAAAUGAAUUUGACAAAUCAAUGCAAGCCCUUAAACAGUUAAUUUAUUUUUUUUUGUCAUUUGCCGAGUCGCAAGUCGGUUGGUUAUACAAGGUUUAUGUCAACCAUUGGUAUAUAACUAAAACUUGUACAGAAAUUGUGUGUGUGAGAUAUAUCUUAAUUAUAUCAUCGUCCUUCAAAAUGUCACAUUGAAUGGUGUAAUAUUCGUGCUAGAUAAUAUCACGAUUCAGCGGGGUAAAUGGUGUUACUUAAAGUUGAAAUUGGGUAUCAACAUUCAUUUCAUCUGUGAUAUUUUUUUUUUCAUUUGACAUUCGCGCAUUUAAAAGGUUUUGUUAAAGAAUUCUUUACUGAUAUUUAUGAUGUGUAAAAAAGAUUAUUGGUAUAUUUAGCAGAAGAAUAAUAUAAUGAUUCAGCUAUAUAUUCGAUUCUUCAUUAAUAUUGAGGAUAGCAAUUACUCAUGCUUUUUAAUCAAUCGAUGUGUGUAUUUUCAUUAAAUACUAUUGGCGACCAAUUUGGGAUGGAAUGUUGCGGAUGAUAAGUGUUUGUUUGUGAAUUGUUUUCAUUGGUGAAAUGUGCAUAUAUAAUGUAUUAUAAAUUGUUGACUAUGUAAAUACUAUUUUUACGUCAUGAUAAUAUGUAAAAUAAAACUCUAUGAGCAAUAAACGAGAAUGAUUUUUAUUACGAAA
Molecule: messenger RNA, 5184 nt
Organism: Lytechinus pictus (painted urchin)
Lineage: Eukaryota; Metazoa; Echinodermata; Echinoidea; Temnopleuroida; Toxopneustidae
Product: leucine-rich repeat and immunoglobulin-like domain-containing nogo receptor-interacting protein 1
Exons: 3
Coding region: 408-2339 (643 amino acids)
Cellular component (GO): extracellular matrix
Molecular function (GO): protein binding
Source: RefSeq, a predicted model, not a curated record